CCCCUCGUGCUGAGGCCGGCCGCUCCCAGGCCUGCAAACAACAUGUCGUGCACCCAGGAAGACUCCGACUAGUGACGUCUUGCUGCUCGGUGAGGAGAAGAAGAAGUGGAUGGAUGCAACAUGGGCUCAGACGAGGCCUACAAUUUUGUCUUCAAGGUGGUCCUGAUCGGGGAGUCGGGUGUGGGCAAGAGCAACCUGCUGUCCCGCUUCACCAAAAACGAGUUCAACCACGACAGUCGCACCACCAUCGGCGUGGAGUUCAGCACGCGGACGGUCCAGCUCAACACCUUUGCCGUCAAAGCCCAGAUCUGGGACACGGCGGGACUGGAGCGCUACCGGGCCAUCACCUCAGCCUACUACCGGGGGGCGGUGGGCGCCCUGCUGGUCUAUGACAUCACCAAACACCUGACCUAUGACAGCGUGGAGCGCUGGCUGAAGGAGCUCUUCGACCACGCCGACCCUCACAUCGUGGUCAUGUUGGUGGGCAACAAGUGUGACCUGGAGUCCGACAGGUCGGUGCCCAUGGACCAGGCCAAAGACUUUGCAGAGAAAAGUGGCCUGUUGUUUCUGGAGACGUCCGCUCUGGCGUCGACUAACGUGGAGGUUGCGUUCAACACCGUCCUAACAGAGAUCCACAAGAAGGUGAGCGGCAGGGAAGUGGUGCGAGGCUCCAUCAGCGCCGUGACCCUCAGCCCCACCAUAGUGCCACACCCGGAGGAGAAGAAGCCUUGCUGCAAGAACAUCUGAGCACCCUCAGGGGAGGCGGAGCACAGAGGAAGGAGGGCGGGGCGGGUGUGGUCGGACCGCCCCCUGAGCCCGGCGUGCACAUCCAACGACUGAUUAGGACUUGUGGAGGCUGCACAUUGAUGAUUCAUUAUUAUGAAUUCGUACCCUCCCGCCAAUUGAUCCUCUGGGUGAAACAUGCAACUAGGUGUCAUUAUGUCCGUCCACAAAAGAAGAAGUUGUAAUAUUUCAAAAAGAAAUGAUUGGUGUUUUUUGCUUGGUGGCUAAUAGUUGAGGUGCUGUCGCUGCUGGGUGUGACGCCACAAAUAAAGCU
Molecule: messenger RNA, 1057 nt
Organism: Entelurus aequoreus (snake pipefish)
Lineage: Eukaryota; Metazoa; Chordata; Actinopteri; Syngnathiformes; Syngnathidae
Gene: rab25b
Product: RAB25, member RAS oncogene family b
Exons: 5
Coding region: 121-747 (208 amino acids)
Biological process (GO): exocytosis
Cellular component (GO): recycling endosome
Molecular function (GO): GTPase activity; GTP binding
Source: RefSeq, a predicted model, not a curated record